This is a messenger RNA of Trichoderma gamsii, 1233 nucleotides long. RefSeq lists its product as hypothetical. The record is from RefSeq and is a predicted model, not a curated record. Gene Ontology annotation, biological process: regulation of DNA-templated transcription. The transcript is spliced from 5 exons. NCBI's taxonomy places the organism in Eukaryota, Fungi, Ascomycota, Sordariomycetes, Hypocreales, Hypocreaceae. Bases 1 to 1233 code for a protein of 410 amino acids. Gene Ontology annotation, molecular function: zinc ion binding; DNA-binding transcription factor activity, RNA polymerase II-specific.
AUGAGACUGGGUUCUCAGAGAGUCCAUGGGUGCAAGACAUGCAAACGCAGAAAGAUAAAAUGUGAUAAUAAGCAACCGCACUGUUCCCAGUGCAUACGGCUUAAACAGCCAUGUCUUGGAACUACGCAAGGUCUUAUUUUUAUCCAUAGUGUAAAUGGAUCGCAGACUCAGCAGGAACUUGCUCGCCGUGAUCAAUGGCAUCAACAAGCGGAUCACAUAGGCAUUUCGGCCAGUAUCAGCAGCAGUGUACACAACGUGGUGUCGCGUAUGGCACUUGAGAUUGCGUCGUACCAUACAUGUGCCUGGACACCUCACCCGUGGCUCAUGUUGAUACCUCAGCUGUCGCUGUCGGUAGAUUUUCAGUCUAUUAUGCUGCUUCCAUUUCAAGCCAUGAUGGCAGCUUUUUCAGCCCUUCCAAGCAAUGAUGUGUCGUUAAGAGCGGUGGCCUACCGGUAUUAUUCAAGCGGCUUAGAGUGCCACCAGGCUCAAUUUCAUCAGCUUGUUCCGUGGCAGAAGCACCAGCAUUCAGCGUCUAUCUUAAACCUUCUUCUCAUGUCUAUGGCGCUAUUGGAAUUUGAGAUGAUGGCACCUCUUGGUACGGACUCUUGGCUUCCCUAUGCUCAUGGUGUCCUCAGCCUCUUGGAGCAAGUUGGGCUCCAAGGCUGCCAGGUAUCGCCAUUCUUUGAAAUAUUUUGGCAGCUGCGCUUUUUCAUGUCGUACAUUGCGCUAUCUACUCGCAGGACAUCACUCCUCGGGACUCGAGAGUGGAUGGAGAUACCCUUUCUAUGUCGUGGUAAAACCGAAUUCGACCGUGUUAUUGAUACGCUUCUUUUACUCGGUUCAACAUUGAUGGAAGAAGAUGAUGAGGACACCAAAACAGGCAAUGCAGAAACGAUCAGCAAAAGCUUGAGCGGCAAUCACAGCGCGGAAUCCGCAUCUGCUUCCUCAAGCCAAAUUGCUGGUUCUGAGCAGAUAAUUCGUCUUCUCGUAAACUUACGAGAGCUUGUAUCGGCACAACAAUCUGAUAGCUUUGAGAGGCAAGUUGCUCUAUCGACAGCCAUCCUCGAAGAUUCCAACCUCCUCCUGAGCCAGCCCUCUUUGCCAUUUAAUGUCUCGCUGCAAGUCAUAUCUGCAAUGAAAUUAGUGGUUCAAUAUGCGCCCGACUCCAUACAAAGACAAGACGCGGCGCAGCUAUAUGCCGACUGGCAUGGGCGUCUUUUGUUAAUGGCAUGA